Suillus paluster is the source of this 2308-nucleotide messenger RNA. RefSeq lists its product as uncharacterized. Bases 136 to 2271 code for a protein of 711 amino acids. The record is from RefSeq and is a predicted model, not a curated record. The transcript is spliced from 6 exons. Lineage: Eukaryota; Fungi; Basidiomycota; Agaricomycetes; Boletales; Suillaceae.
AAAUGCCCCUGGGCCGCAACGGUUCCGCCACGAAAGGCACUGCUAGGGUACUGGGUUACCUGACUCAAAACCUGCUCCAGACUUAUAACAGUUGCAUAUGUACCAUACCUUUUCUGCUCUGCGCUCUCACUCAGGAUGAAUGUAACAACUCUCUCUGCAACUGACUUUCCCAUAAAGUCCGUGAAGAUCUUCAGCUCACACGCAGCUGAGGUCACUCGCGUUUUCCCCCUCGACUUUACCCAGCUGCAGUCUCCAAAUGAGUCGCAGGCCAUCAAGAUUUCGAUGCUUCCCGCCCUGUAUCCUGGUGGACUCCGGGUGUCUGUGACAACUGGUUCAGACGAUGUGCUGAUCAUGGAUUACUACCACACCUCGCCUGUCUUUGGCAACAUAUUCAAUACUUCUCGCAACCAGCCUAUUGUCAGUGAUGUCCUUUGUGAUCUGACGGCCAAGUGCACACGCUUAGAGGACGAGCGUCGACUAAGGCAACAAAGUUUCGCCUUCCUGUCGACGUACAUGAACGCCCUUGCAAAGGGAGACGCUCCCAGUGCGGAACCUGCACAGCUAGUUACGUUCUUCGAUGAAUUCGUGGAGAUUGGCAAGAAUCAAUCCGAAGUCAUUGCGGUACUUGACCAGCAGAUCAAGGACGUUCAGAAGGAGAUAGAGAAAGAAAACUGGCGACUUCAGGACGAAAACUUCGGCUUGAGGACGACAGUUACUGUUGUCCUUGCACCCGUUUCUGGCCGCACUGCUACGGCCGCUGAGCUGGAACUGAAGUACAGAGUUUUUUUGGCUGACGGCUGGAAACCAGUCUACGAACUACAUGUCACGACCAUUGAUAGUGUCCCCUCUUCAUCAGUUUCUCUCACUUAUCGAUGCCAAAUAUCUCAGUUUACAAGGGAGAAUUGGGAGAAUGUGGAGCUUUCGGUGACAACAGCCGAGCCCGAUCUUCCUUUGGUAGGACUGCCUAAGCCAAAGAAGCUGGAGAUAAGGCAACGAGGGUUGGUGUCGCAGCCUGACUCGUACCAUCAACAGGCAUCCCGGCCCACGCAACUUACGCCAGUCUGGCAUGCUCCAAUCUGGAAUGCACCAGGAUAUGCUUCACCUUUUGGAAAUAUUCUGUCCUCAUCACAGCAGGCUGGGCAAAGCCUAUUUGGAAGUGCUCAGAGUGCUGCUCACCAAGCAGACCCCAGCCAAGGCUCCACCGGGGCUGCACAGGGACCUGCAUCAAGCAACCUGUUCGGAGCUUUCCAGAGACAACCCACCACCACAACUCAAGGUCUCUUUGGAUCCACUCCAGCACAGUCAGAUGCAGGUCAAGGAAUGUUUGGAGCUUCAGGAUUUCACCUUUCAGCGCAACCACAGGCGUCGUCCCCAACAAUUACACUACCUCCCCCGUAUUCAUCCACACGAAACUCAAGUGUGUCGAGUUUUAGCAGAAGUGCCACUACGGAGAACACCCUUGGCUUCAAUCGACCAGCGCCAAACUUGCAUCAGUCUCAAACGUUUGCUUCUUCGUCCACUCCGGCGCAACCAUCCUCGCCACAGCACCAACAUGGGGAACGCGCAAUGUUGGCAGAGCUCGACAAAGACGUUACUCACUCAGCGACUGCGAAAGUGUUCAUUCCAAGUCGCCAGGGGUUCGACAUCCAUCACGUCCUCAUUGCAACCAUCCCACUGACAGCGUCAUUUACAAGAGUAGCAGUACCAAGCGUUGAUACCCGCGUCUUUUUUACUUGCGAGAUCCCCAAUACCAGCAACUAUGUACUUACUCCGGGCAUCGUUCACAUUUACCUAGAUGGAAGACACGUUUCUGACUGCAACAUCACGAGCGCCAACCAGCCACAAACCAUCCAGUGCUCUCUUGGUGUCGACCCCGGAGUGACCACGCAGUUCAACCGCACCGUCGACUCACUACUUCGCUUAGCCGUAGUCGGUGACAGGACUGUUACAGCGCAUACGAUCACGACUACCAUCACAAACACGCACCAAGACCCCGUCAGCAAUGUCAUCGUUCGUACAUCGCUGCCAAUCCCUGCAGACCCUCGCAUUACAGUCUCAUUGCAAGAGCCCGAAGGCCUGGCUGACAUCGCUUCGGGCACGGUGCGGGUACGAGAUGGGUGUUAUGCGAGGUGGUCAACCACUGGGGACCAUGCAGGAAAAAAUGAAGGACUUUUCGAGUGGGUUUGCAGUAAUGUAAAGCCCGGUUCAGAGGUGUUGAAAGCGGUGUGGUAUGUGACUGCUCCUCACGAUCUCAGUUUCACAGAAGAGUAGUACCUGCCUGUUUGCGGCGACUGUCUCAGAAGAGAGC